CAGGCGGGUUCGUAGGCCGAUCGUCACCCCCAAAAGUCCUCCUGAGUCUCCGGGGUUCGCUUUUAUAUCCCCGGAGUCGUGCCCCCUCCCCUUCAGCGCGGAGCUCCAGGCGGGGGCACCCCGUACUGGACGUCCCCAAACCUCCGAGCACCUGGCUCAACCGGAGUCCCCCCUGUCGGGGCAGGGCAGGGCCGCCGGCGGCGAGCCGGAGCCAGCCCAGCGCCCCAGCCCCGCCGAGCCCUCGGAUCCCACCCAUGGGUCAUCAUCCCCUGAUCCGCGGGCCUCCUCGCCCUGUCGCGCUCAGCCCAGCUCCGGGCGCCGCGCGCAGGAGGAUCCGUACGCAGUGACCCUGGAGCCCCCGCAGACGCCAGGAGACUCGGCGGCCGGAGCGGCAGGCGGCUCCCCGCACCUCCAGGAGCUUUCAGGGAGCCCUCCAAGCCGUGCUCGGGGUCCGUCCCGCUGUUCUCAGCCCAGAGCCAUGAUGAAGACCUUGUCCAGUGGCAACUGCACACUCAGUGUGCCUGCUAAGAACUCCUACCGCAUGGUGGUUCUGGGUGCCUCCCGAGUGGGCAAGAGCUCCAUUGUCUCCCGCUUCCUCAAUGGCCGCUUUGAGGACCAGUACACGCCCACUAUCGAGGACUUUCAUCGCAAGGUGUACAACAUCCACGGGGACAUGUACCAGCUGGACAUCCUGGACACCUCUGGCAACCACCCAUUCCCUGCCAUGCGCCGGCUCUCCAUCCUCACAGGAGAUGUCUUCAUCCUGGUGUUCAGCCUGGACAGCCGGGAGUCCUUUGAUGAGGUCAAGCGCCUCCAGAAGCAGAUCCUGGAGGUCAAGUCCUGCCUGAAGAAUAAAACCAAGGAGGCAGCAGAGCUGCCCAUGGUGAUCUGUGGGAACAAAAAUGACCACAGUGAGCUGUGCCGCCAGGUCCCUGCCAUGGAGGCUGAGCUGCUGGUGUCUGGUGAUGAAAACUGCGCCUACUUCGAGGUGUCAGCCAAGAAGAACACUAAUGUGAACGAGAUGUUCUAUGUGCUGUUCAGCAUGGCCAAGCUGCCCCACGAGAUGAGCCCUGCACUGCACCAUAAGAUCUCGGUGCAGUAUGGCGAUGCCUUCCACCCCCGGCCCUUCUGCAUGCGCCGCACUAAGGUCGCAGGUGCCUACGGCAUGGUCUCACCUUUUGCCCGACGCCCCAGUGUCAACAGUGACCUCAAGUACAUCAAGGCCAAGGUCCUACGGGAGGGCCAGGCCCGAGAGAGGGACAAGUGUAGCAUCCAAUGAGAGGCAGGGACAUCGGGGAGGGGGCUUGGGCAGUGCCUUAAGGGAGGUGGCUGAGGAUUCCCACUGCACACAUACCAAUACCACAGAGGGCCCUAGGUGUGUUCCCUGUGCCCAUUCUCUUGAUUCCUGGCCACCACCUGUGAGCUAUGAGUUUGGUUCAUUUGUGUGAGGACAGAGACAUGUCUAGGGACAUGUCAGCACGCAUGCCGAGACAAGCUUUCAGUGUCUUCAGAGUGGGAGGGAUGCAGAAAGGCCAGGAGUCCUGCAUCAAAGCAAGACGGUCAGUACAAGUCCCAGGAUGAGGACAGCUUAGCCAGAUGCCCCAGCCAGAUUCCCUGGUGGCCUCUGCUCCCUCUGUUCAGACCAGCUUGGUCUCUAUGCCCCUGGAGAAACCACCCUCCUUGGUCUUCAGUUGUUGCUGUCUGGCCCAGCUGUGUACACCCCCCCCCCCAAUUUAGCCCCUGGGGC
Messenger RNA from Mus pahari (shrew mouse), 1747 nucleotides. RefSeq names its product RASD family member 2 (gene Rasd2). Gene Ontology annotation, molecular function: GTP binding; GTPase activity. The coding region runs from base 479 to 1279 and encodes 266 amino acids. The transcript is spliced from 3 exons. The record is from RefSeq and is a predicted model, not a curated record. NCBI's taxonomy places the organism in Eukaryota, Metazoa, Chordata, Mammalia, Rodentia, Muridae.